This is a messenger RNA of Hibiscus syriacus, 2348 nucleotides long. Its product is annotated as CTP synthase-like. The record is from RefSeq and is a predicted model, not a curated record. Gene Ontology annotation, molecular function: identical protein binding; CTP synthase activity. The transcript has 23 exons. Lineage: Eukaryota; Viridiplantae; Streptophyta; Magnoliopsida; Malvales; Malvaceae. Gene Ontology annotation, biological process: pyrimidine nucleobase biosynthetic process; CTP biosynthetic process. The coding region runs from base 201 to 2093 and encodes 630 amino acids.
ACCCUAAAAAGUUUUCGGUUAUUAAUGCUUUCAAAGACCGAUUUGUUUAUUUAAAAUGCUGGUAAACCUGGAAAGCGACUUCCAGUAAAACUCAUUUUCGCUUUUUCUUCCUCUUCUUCUUCUUCAAAUAAUCAAACACCUCGCCUGCAACACAUUCACCAUUACUUUAAUCCAGUGUUUCCCCCCAAAAGAUAUCAGAAAUGAAGUACGUUUUGAUUACUGGAGGAGUCGUUAGUGGACUUGGCAAGGGCGUCACAGCCAGCAGCAUAGGCGUCGUUCUUCAAGCUUGUGGCCUUCGUGUUACUUCCAUUAAAAUUGAUCCUUAUCUGAACACGGAUGCCGGAACCAUGUCGCCUUUUGAACAUGGGGAGGUUUUUGUUCUUGAUGAUGGUGGAGAGGUUGAUUUGGAUUUGGGUAAUUAUGAGCGUUUCCUAGAUGUUACUCUUACUAAAGACAACAACAUCACUACUGGAAAGAUAUAUCAGUCCGUCCUCGAUAAGGAACGGAAAGGUGAUUAUCUUGGAAAGACUGUUCAGGUUGUUCCACACAUCACAGAUGCUAUUAAGGAUUGGAUCGAGUCAGUUGCUGUCAUUCCUGUAGAUGGAAAAGAGGGUCAUGCAGAUGUCUGUGUGAUAGAGUUGGGAGGCACUGUUGGUGACAUCGAAUCAAUGCCAUUCAUUGAGGCUUUGCGGCAGUUGUCCUUUUCAGUUGGCCCAGAUAAUUUCUGCCUCAUUCAUGUCAGCCUAAUACCUGUGCUGGGUGUAGUUGGAGAGCAAAAAACUAAGCCUACACAACAUAGUGUUCGAGAACUUAGGGCAUUAGGCUUGACUCCUCAUCUGCUUGCAUGUCGCUCAGCUCAGCCUUUAUUGGAUAAUACAAAGGUGAAACUUUCACAAUUUUGUCACGUGGAGGCUGCCAACAUCCUAAAUAUUCAUGAUGUUCCCAACAUUUGGCAUAUUCCUCUCUUACUUAGAAACCAAAAUGCCCAUCAUUCAAUUCUGAAACAGCUGAAUUUGCUCAGCAUUGCCACGCCUCCAGAUUUAGAAGCUUGGAACAGGAGGGCAGAAACUUUUGAUAAUCUCACUGAUUCAGUUAGUAUUCUUAAUUUAGCUGUAAUUGUCCAGUUUGAAAUAGAAGAAAUUCUGUCAUUUGUGAUACAAAAACGUAUCAUUUGUGUGCAGGUGAAGAUUGCAAUGGUGGGAAAGUAUGUUGGUCUGACAGACUCAUAUCUAUCUGUCGUGAAGGCACUUUUACAUGCUUGUAUUGCAUGCUCUUUGAAGCCAUCUAUUGACUGGAUUGCUGCUUCAGAUCUUGAAGAUGAUACUGCCCGUUCGGCACCAGAAGCUCAUGCUGCCGCAUGGAAGAGUUUAAGAAAUGCUGAAUGUGUCCUAGUUCCUGGUGGAUUUGGAGAUCGUGGUGUGUGUGGAAUGAUAUUGGCAGCAAAAUAUGCUAGAAAGAAUAAUGUUCCUUAUCUUGGUAUUUGCUUGGGCAUGCAGAUAUCUGUCAUUGAGUAUGCCAGAUCUGUUCUUGGUUUAGAAAAGGCAAACAGUCGUGAGUUUGAUGAGGAUACACCUGAUCCUGUUGUCAUUUUUAUGCCUGAAGGCUCCAGGACGCAUAUGGGAAGCACAAUGAGACUGGGAUCUCGAAGAACACUAUUUCAGAACCCUGAUUGUGUUACUUCCAAAUUGUACUGCAAUCCACAUUAUGUAGAUGAACGACACCGUCAUAGAUAUGAGGUAAACCCAAAUGUCAUCGGUGUUCUUGAAGAAGCAGGGCUAAAAUUUGUCGGGAAGGAUGAAACUGGGAAAAGGAUGGAGGUUCUGGAGCUUCCAGGUCAUCCAUUUUAUGUUGGUGUGCAGUUUCAUCCAGAAUUUAAAUCACGUCCUGGGAAGCCCUCGGCUCUAUUUUUAGGUCUUAUAUUAUCUGCAAGAAGGAAAUUGGAAGCAUAUCUUACAAGGCAUCAAAUGGAAGUUGAUUUACAAUUUAAUUUCAAUACAUCCGCAUCAGUUUUACGAGGGGGAAACGAUACAUUCGAGUCUUAUGGUAUAGAUAUACGCAAAAGAGGUUCUUCACGCGAGUCCUUAUUGCAAUAGAACUAAGUCUUUUUGUUGGAUGGAAGUCAUGGGAUUAGGAGUGAGGAAAGCCGUAAUUUCCGACGAAAAGCAUGUCUUCGGAACUAUGUUAUUCGGACUCGAGUAUUCGUAUUUGUUCAAGGUCUUUCUUUUCAUAAAUGUUUGGAAAUUAUAACCCAUCUAAUUUAGAAUGCGUCUAAUGUAAGUGUCGGAUAUGAAUAUAUAUAUAUAUAUAUAUAUAUAUAUAUAUUAAAGCAGUUUACCCUAUUUUUUUAA